CAUGCUCUGGACCUGCAGCUGGCAGUGGCCAACCUGCUGCAGACGCUCGUGCACUCGGAAAGGAACCAGCAGGUGCUGUGUGAGGCCGGCCUGCAUGCCCGGCUGCUGCAGCGGUGCAGCUGCGCUCUGGGCGACGAGGAGCACCCGCUGCAUCAGCCCCUGCAGAGGAUGUUCGAGAGGCUGGCCUCACAGGCCCUGCAGCCCAUGGCGCUCAGGGAAUUUUUGCGUCUGGGGAACCCGCUGAACUGCGGUGCCUGGGACAAGAAGCUGCUGAAGCAGUACCGUGUCCAUAAGCCAAGUUCUCUCAGUUAUGAGGCAGAGAUGAGAA
Paramormyrops kingsleyae is the source of this 328-nucleotide messenger RNA. Lineage: Eukaryota; Metazoa; Chordata; Actinopteri; Osteoglossiformes; Mormyridae. The record is from RefSeq and is a predicted model, not a curated record.